UGGAGAUGAGCAGACCACAGCUGUGGCUGAUCUGGUGAAGCGCUGUGUGUCAGGGACGUGUGAAUGAACCUGUGUGGAAUGCUGCUCUGCUUGACUGUGGUUCUGCUGCACAGCGGCGUGAUUGACAGCUGAUUUGUCCAACAGGAAGGCUGCGUUUGCGUGCCAGUCCGACCAAUAACAUCACGCGUGUGUACAUCGCGGGGCUUGGGGCCACACCUUCGUUUUAUCACAGCAGCCUGAGUACAGAGAGUUGAACUGCGCCUGCUACUGCGGAGAGGACGUUGUUUUUGUGUGAAUAAUCAAGAUGGCGACCCAGUAUAUGACCAAGAUUGAACUCUGCAUAUCCUGCAAAAACCUUCUAGACAAAGAUAUUGGCUCAAAAUCGGACCCACUGUGUGUUCUGCUGCAGAGUGUGGGGGAUGACAAAUGGACCGAAGUGGACCGCACAGAAAGAGUGAAGAACUGCCAGGACCCAGAGUUUUCCAAAAGACUGUGUAUUGACUACUUUUUUGAAAGGGUGCAAAAACUAAAGCUAGGUAUCUACGACAUUGACAACAAAAGUGUCGACCUUAAAGAUGACGACUACUUGGGAGGUUUUGAGUGUACCCUUGGCCAGAUUGUGUCAAGUAAGAAGAUUACCAAUCCUCUUCAGCUCAAACCAGGCAAACCAGCUGGCAAAGGCACAAUAACGAUUGUCGCAGAAGAAGUGAGGGAUAACCGAGCCAUUGUGCUGGAGACAGAAGCCAAAAAUCUGGACAAGAAGGAUGUGUUUGGCAAAUCUGAUCCUUUCCUGGAGUUCUUUAAGCAGGCUGAUGAUGGCACAUGGCAGCUAGUCCACAGGACUGAGGUCAUUAAGAAUAAUUUGAACCCAUCCUGGAAGAAAUUUGCAGUUUCUCUACAUACUUUCUGUAAUGGAGACCUGAACAAGCCAAUUAAGGUCCACUGCUUUGAUUAUGAUAACGAUGGCUCACAUGAUCUCAUUGGCGUUUUUCAAACUAAAGUGGCUGAGCUUCUGAAAGUAGACAGUGGUUCUACGGUGGAGUUUGAGUGUAUUCAUCCAGAGAAGCAGAAGAAGAAAAAGAGCUAUAAGAAUUCCGGCAUUGUCCGUUUCAAAUACUGCAAGUUAGAGGCACAGUACACAUUCCUGGACUAUGUGAUGGGAGGUUGCCAAAUUAAUUUUACGGUGGGUAUCGACUUCACUGGCUCUAAUGGAGACCCUCGCUCCCCGGAUUCUCUGCACUACCUCAGUCCUGAUGGGGUAAACCAGUACCUCAGUGCAAUCUGGUCUGUGGGCCUUGUGAUCCAGGAUUAUGACAUGGAUAAAUUGUUUCCUGCCUUUGGAUUUGGUGCUCAGGUGCCUCCAAAGUUUGAGGUGUCGCAUGAGUUUGCUCUAAAUUUCAAUCCCAGUAACCCUUACUGCAAAGGAGUGGAGGGCAUCGUACAGGCGUAUCGCGGUGUUCUGCCACAGGUGCGUCUGUACGGCCCAACUAACUUUUCCCCCAUCAUCAACCAUGUGGCUCGUAUCGCUGCAACAGCAGCUCAGCAGCCAACUGCAGCGCAAUAUUUCGUGCUGUUGAUCAUAACGGACGGAGAGAUCACUGAUCUGGACCAGACCAAGCAGGCCAUAGUCAACAGCUCCAAGCUCCCCAUGUCCAUCAUUAUUGUGGGUGUUGGUGAGGCAGACUUUAAGGCCAUGGAGGUACUGGAUGGAGAUAACGGUGUCCUUAAAUCUCCCACCGGCGAACAAGUGGCAAGAGAUAUAGUACAGUUUGUGCCUUUCAAAGACUUUGUCAAGGCUCCCAGAGAAGCUCUGGCCCAAAGUGUUCUUGCUGAAGUGCCCAAUCAGCUAGUGUCUUACUUCAAGAUGAGGAAUCUGAGCCCUGUCAACCUUCCUGCUCCUAGAAAGUAGAGGCAGGUGUUUGCAAGAUCAGAAGGACCACUAAGUUCAGGGGAAAAAUUAUGAAGACCUUUUUGUAUUAUGCAAUGAAAAUAAUGCAUAGCACAAUAGCCUUCCUUAGCCAUAUUUUCUGUUUACCUUUUCUGCUCUUUCACUGUGUUUACACUUUCCAACUGAACUUUCUUCAAAUGUUAAAGCGAUCAUCAGUGAUGGUUUUCAAGUUCUGGAUUAUAGACUUAGAAAUGGAUUAUGUCGUCCCUCAGUCACUAUUCAGUUCCUACAAAACAGCAUUAUGUAUGUUAAAUCACACUUAAAAUGUUUUGGUCGAUUCUUUCUUCCAUUCUUAUGCAUCUUUGUGAACUUCAUGACUCUUUUGAUGACAUCACAUUUUUGCAUCCACAUCAGGAUACAGAUAGUCCUUCAGCAUUCCAGCUUCAUGACAAACUUUUUUUAAAUGGAUAUUUUAAGGAAACAAUUAUAAAUGGUAUAAAUUUUAUAUUAGCCUGAUAGGGCUUUGAGCUUCACAAUGUUGUUAAUAACAUUAAAAUGCUCAGUGUAUCAUGUAGUUGGAAUUGCAUCUUUGGCCUUUUCUUGGAAGUUCAUUGUAAAAAGCAAUCACUACAUUCAACAUGCUGCGCUGCUCAAGCAACGCAUUUUAAAGGGAACAGGAAUGUUUUAUUGAUAGUUCUUAUUGAUUUGUGUUGCAUAACUUCAGUUUCCCCAGCUGUAGGCAGUGAAAAAUCUAGCCUUUUUUUUGUAGAGUGCAUUCUACAAAAGAACCAAGCUGAAUUUGUCACAUUUGUGGCAUGGCCAAUCGCUAUCAUUUAACAGAAGCAUGUCAGUUACUGUCAGAAUGAAAUAUUUUAUCUUGCAUAGCAGUAGGACUGCCCAAACAUGUAUGAAUCUUGGAUGCUGGCCUAAAAUUAAUUGCACUUUCUAGUUCAUUUAUGGCAUUAAUGCUGACUAUGACUAUCAUGUACACCAACAAUUUUUCAAUGUUUAGCAGAGCCUAGAGCCAAAUUAGAGCUUAUGAAAUUCCUUCCAUUAUAGUAAUGCACUUGGUUUUACAUUAUAUAAACGACCACUUUAAACUUUAAUCCACUUUAUUUAGGUCUUGGGGCCUUAUCUCUUUUAAAUAAUAUUCGUUGCACUUCUCAAUCACUAUAGAUUCUGAAAGAUUCCCUGUGUUUUUAAUAAUUACCCUGUCUAACUUCCCUAAUGUGUAUAAAUACCAACUAUUUGUGUAGCUCAUUUUCUGCACUUUCUUAAAAUGGUCACCAGAACUGAAACACCAGCACUCUGCAUAAUGACUGCAAUCAUGUAGCUCAAUCAGUAUAUUAGCCCCCCCAGCUAUGCAAAUGUUUGCACCUUGACAUGCCAUAAUCAAAGUGUCAGAUAUUCUACACACAGUAUAUUUACACUUAUACAAGAUUAACCAAUGCUUUUUGGAUACAUGCCUUAAACAGUAUGCCUCGAGAUCAUCAUAAUUGCUGUUAGUAACUUUCUGUCUGUAGAGACUGGUGUGAAUGUUUGAAGAUAAUGAUUGUUUGACAGGAUUUUUCAAAUACUUCCUCUGUUAUGUGCUUUACUGUGUGUGUGUGAGUAUGAAAAAUGCCACUCAAUAGUUAUCACUUGCAUCUCUUGACUACAAGUUCUCAUCUUUGUGCCUUUUUUUCCCUUAAUUUUUUUCAAAUAAAUAAACUCAGCUAAGCUGAA
Messenger RNA from Pangasianodon hypophthalmus (striped catfish), 3613 nucleotides. RefSeq names its product copine I (gene cpne1). Gene Ontology annotation, molecular function: calcium-dependent phospholipid binding. Bases 305 to 1909 code for a protein of 534 amino acids. Gene Ontology annotation, cellular component: plasma membrane. The transcript has 16 exons. NCBI's taxonomy places the organism in Eukaryota, Metazoa, Chordata, Actinopteri, Siluriformes, Pangasiidae. Gene Ontology annotation, biological process: regulation of canonical NF-kappaB signal transduction; positive regulation of tumor necrosis factor-mediated signaling pathway; cellular response to calcium ion. The record is from RefSeq and is a predicted model, not a curated record.